GUCAUUGGUAGCGUUUGUAUUGAUGUGUUUGUACUUCGUAUAUUUUUACUUGCGAAUGCGAAUUUGAGAUUGUUUGGACACAGAUUAUUGAUGUUAAUAAUCAAAAUCCUUUUUAUGCAAGCAAAAUGGAAGCGUUGUAUCAUCAAACCAAUAAAUUAAUACAAGAAACGCAGCACAUUUUUUCACAGCUUGAGAGAAAAACAUCCGACACGGAUCUACAAGAAGUGAAGCAAACUAUCGAGGAUAAAAUUAUUCUUAUCAACAGUAAUUGCGAACGACUCGACAUGCUAUGCCUCAAAGGUCCAAUGUCGCAAAGGCAGAACAACAGAAUGAGAGUGGAUCAGCUGAAAUAUGACAGUCGUCAUCUUAGCGCUGCCUUGAGCUCGUGGUGCCACCGUGUGAUGCGGCAACAAAGGGAGGAGGCAGAAAGAGAGGCUUUACUGGCCAGGAAAUUUACUACUAACGACCACGUGGACAUCUUUAUUGACCAUUCCGUUCAACAUAAUAAUAGCUUGCACAAUGCCGUCCAUGGUAUAGAUGACCUGUUGCAUCAAGGUAGCAGUGUUUUGGAUAACUUGAGAUCUCAGAGAAUAACAUUAAAGGGAGCUCACAAACGUUUGAUAGAUAUUGGUAAUACCUUGGGACUUUCCAAUACUACUAUGAGGCUCAUAGAGCAACGAGCCAAGCAAGAUGGAUUUAUUUUAGUUGCUGGUAUGACCUUUACUUGUAUAGUAAUUCUGUUGGUGAUAAUUUAUCUCACUUAA
This is a messenger RNA of Cyphomyrmex costatus, 764 nucleotides long. RefSeq names its product Golgi SNAP receptor complex member 2 (gene Membrin). Bases 126 to 764 code for a protein of 212 amino acids. The record is from RefSeq and is a predicted model, not a curated record. Gene Ontology annotation, molecular function: SNARE binding; SNAP receptor activity. Lineage: Eukaryota; Metazoa; Arthropoda; Insecta; Hymenoptera; Formicidae. The transcript has 2 exons. Gene Ontology annotation, cellular component: late endosome membrane; SNARE complex; Golgi apparatus. Gene Ontology annotation, biological process: vesicle-mediated transport; vesicle fusion.